GCCAGCCUCCAUGUCUGCAUUCCUGCUGCUACAGACUGUAUCUUCGGCAGAAAGAACUAUAACCAUGGUCGAAUGAGCUACUGCAAAACAAGAGACUUCACAUUUCAGAAACACUUUGAGCAGGUGCCAUACAGCAGGCCUGUAAAGCUAUUUCUCAUAUGCCAGAAAUGAGCAUUCCACUCCAAAUCUAGAUUCUCCUUCAGAUUCCUCUUUAUUAGCUGGACCAUGGAUGGCACACAUCAGAGGAAGGAAAAGCAGCAGGACUCAUCAUCUAGUGUUAAAACAAGGUUUAAAAAGAAGAUAAAGGCGAGUCCUGGAAAGAAUACAUGUCUUGUCAAAAGUUCCCCUCAAAAAAAGAAGAGUGGCAAAGGUGUUCUUAAGCCAGACGAAACUCCCCUUGAGGAUUGCAGCCCUAUAUUUAGGAGUCAAAAAAGAGAGAUACGGAAUCCAGAACUCAGAAAAUACUACCAGAUGGAUUGUACUGAAAUGGAAGAGAAAAAAGUGAAGAAACUCAGUCUGGAACAACCUCCAGGCACAAUGGAAUACAUUGUAGAACUGGAGGAUACCCUUUUUAGCAUUGCUUCCAAGUUUAAUAGCACUCCAAAUCAGCUAGUACAUCUGAACAGGCUGAACUCUCAAACACUGAUUCCAGGUCAGCAUUUGUUCAUUCCUCAUCCGGAUGGGCUACCAAGUGAAACAUGCUCAGCACCCUCCAGCCCUCUAAGCAGCCCCUUGUCUCCUUCUGAAGAGGCUGAAUAUGAUAAAUUACUGGAUGUAGAAACUGUUACCAUGCCUGAUGGGCAAUUGUGUUUCUUGACGCUUCCCAGUGAAUGCUGCUCAUCACUACUUGAGGAUCCAUCUGCUGUCCGGUACCUCAAAUUCUGCUGCAAAUACAUCACCGACAGAAAGGGAGUCGUAUCAGGGGUAAUGCUGGUCACCCCCAACAGCGUCACAUUCGAUCCUUAUAAGUCUCACCCACUUGUGAUUGAGCACGGUUGUGAGGAAUACUAUUUCAGCAGCUGUAUCGAUUCCAUCAGCUCUGCAAUCUUUCACCGAGACCCAUCACGGGUGAAGUUCAGCACCUUCUCACCUUUGCCAAACAAGAAAAGCUUGCCGAAAGAUGGAGCAACUGCAGGAGGAGGAGGUGUUUCUAAAGCUGUUAAUGACACUUGUGAAAGAAAUGGUCAAAAGGUUUCUGUGCAAGCAGAUGUUCACAGGACCUCUGAACCGGAUGCUUCAAAUGUAGAAAAGGAGGAAGAUGUUUCCUUACACACAGAUUCUACGAAGCCAGAAGUGGAAGCAGCAACUGUUGAUGAAACACCACCUCUUUGUGAGCGCCAACUGUGUUCAGAACUUCAGCAGAAAUUGAAUGUUACCACCAUAGCAGAUUUUGGACAAAACAUCAGUGACAGUCAGGGUCAUGUCAGGACUGACAAAAAUGCACCAAUCACCUCUCAAAACAAAACUUACAGUUUCUCAAGCUCUAGAGGACAGUUGAAUGAUAGCAGGGCUGAGUCUGUUCCAUGUGCGUCUGUCAAAAAAACAGAAAUGGCAGAUGAUUCAAAUAUCAGAAGUAAUGCUGUUUUGCCCCACCCCAAAGCGGACUCUGCUACAAUUCCAACUUUGAUUAUAGAUAGUCAUGAAGCAGUUGAUAGCAAUAAAAACAGAAUUGAUAGUAAUAAAGGUGUAUUUGAUGACAAUCAUGAUGCGAGAGAAAUGCCACAUGGUAGCUAUAUAAAUAGCAGAACAGAGCAACAACAGAAAACAGAGCUGAGAAGACAUGAAGAUCCUGAGGUGAAACACACAUCAAAAGAAGGUUCACAGAAGAACACUUCAAAUAAGCAUGCAUUGCUGUUUCUCUGCCUGAAAGUGAAGGUGCCACAGAAGAAGAGGCCAAUUUUUCCACCAACAUCAAAGGAUGCAACUAAACACAAGAUAGUCAACUACUGGUUCAUACUUGCACAGAAUAAAUCAGAUGAAAUGUAUGCGUAUCUGAGUCAUUGGAGGCCAGAUGUUAACAUCUUUCAAGGAGAAGAUGAUCUCCAUGAGGAGGACUUUGUCCUGCUGGAUGGAAAAGAGGACCUUUACAGCUUUGAGAAAUUAACAGAAGACUGGGAGAUAAUAGAAGAAGCCGCUAAGAGCAAAGUGUUCCUUGACAGCAAGCAUGACAAAGAACUUGAAAACAUUUUUCCUGUGCUUUUGGGCAAAACCAAUCUCCUCAAAGAUGGUCAUAUUGCAGAGAUUUCUGACCACUUGCCACCUCGGACAGUAGGCUACCCUUGGUACUUGGCAUACAGCACACUGGUGCAUGGAUUCAGCCUGAAGACCUUGUAUCGAAAUUUGCAACAAACAUCUUCACCAGUGUUGUUAGUCAUAAGAGAUACUCAGAAUCAGAUAUUUGGAGCUUUGACAUCACAUCCUUUGAAACCCAGUGAUUCAUUUUAUGGGACGGGAGAAUCUUUCCUCUUCACUUUUAAUCCAGAUUUUAAGUUCUUCCCCUGGAGUGGUGAUAACAGCUUCUUUAUUAAAGGUGAUAAGGAUUCCAUUGCAAUUGGUGGAGGAAGUGGAUACUUUGGGCUAUGGCUGGAUGAAAAUCUUUACCAUGGACGGAGCAAUCCCUGUAGCACUUUCAACAACUGCAUCCUGUCAAAGACUGAUGACUUCCAUGUACAGGAUCUCGAAGCCUGGAUUUUCUAUAACUAAUAGCAGAUUCAACAGGAUUGGGUCUGGAUAUUUUCCAGGUGUAACAUAAUGGGUAUCUGGAAGGACACUUGGACAUAAAACUGAAAUGUGAAUAUAGUAACUGUGAAUAAUGGUGAACACCACUACAUUAUUUCAUAAGGUGUCACUAUUAAUGAAUAUGGCAAUAACCAAUAUGCCGGUCUGAGAUAGAGGCAUUGUAUGUAUUUUAUUAAACUCUUACUAUACAUAUGAUGAUGUGAGACUGGCUAAAAUGACCACCAAAACUAUACUGUAAAAAAAUGGUUAGAUUACAUCAAUCAGAAUGUUUUUUUCCUUCUAAGAACAAGUCAGAUCUGGACAGCAGUGCUGGACAGAAAGAUUUGCACUACAAUUAGAAUUUAGAGAAGACCAGAGGAGUUCAUUUUAACCAACCUGAAGAAAAACACAGCCUAGACUGUUUAAGUAAGUCUGUACUAUUUAGUUGGCAGAGAAGAUAAAUGUCUAAUUGAAUCAUAUUGCAGUGCUUGCUGUGUGUUUUUGGCAAACCUGACCCCACAUAGGUAUUUAAAAAAUAAAAUCUUUGCACUGCACUAUAUUGUUUUUCUCUUCAUUCAGGGGAAGAACUCUCAAAUUUGCAAAUACUUGAGUUGUUUAGAUAGCCCACGGUAAAGUGUAUAUUGCAAAGUCCAAAAUGGCCACUACUGCUGGGAUUCAGAAAUAGUUUUCACUAAUCCGGAGUGUUAAAAAAGUAUGUCUGUGAUACUUGUCAGUAAGAUGUGAAUAGUUAGUCACUGUAUGCGUUCUUGCGUUUGUUAGCAGUAGUGAAAGACAGCCAAGGGUACUUUGCACAAUUUCAGGACAACCAUGCAGUCUGAAGGAAAAGGCCUGAAAUACCUUGGGUUCUUAGCCUUGACAAGAUGAUUUAAUAGUAUUUUGAAUGUCCCCUGUCUUCUUAAGUGUGUUAGCAACCAUAGUACUAAUAUCUGAUUCAUUUACAGGGUAUAAAUAAGAAAUAGGCACUUUCAUUACUGAUGACCUGCAUUUACAGAUUUUUUAUGUUUUACAGGUGUCAGAUAUUUUGAUCAUAAGAAAUGUGCAUACUUUAUUUGGGGCUGUUGACCUCUUCAGUCACAAGUAAGAUGGCAGCCAUUUCACAGACUGGUAUUUUCAUGAAGGGAACAUGACAGAGACAAUCUGCCUUGUUUUACUACACUGUAACAUGCUUGCAGUGGUAUAUGCUGUGGAUGCAGGUAUAUGCAUCAACAAAUACCUGGUAGUAACAGUACUUGAAGACACAUUGUUUUGUUGCACUAAAAUGGUUGUAGCCAUUUAACAAAAAGCCAUUUGAUAAAUUUCACUGAACUAGCUAGUACAUUCUGUAGUUUUUAGGUCUUAUAGUGCCCAUGACCUAAUGAUUACAGUUUUCAUUAAGUGAAGGCCUUGAGGACUACCACCUGAGUACUGAAACAUCCAAAAUUGUUAUUCUGUUGAUUAAAACAAACUUUUUUGCAUAUUUCUGCUUGCUGUAUAUAAAUUAUCUUGAUAUUAAGAGAGCUAGCAUUGUUUGGCGCAGGAUUAAUGUCCCCAGUUCUUGGAAUACAUUAUGGAAAAUUAUAUUCUGUAUGAAUAGCAAAGGUAUUUAUCAAUGGAAGAAGUUCAAAAGCUUUAGUAUACAGUGCUUUCCUAAGGUCUCAUACUGAGAUGCAGGUUUUCACUGUAGCUGCAGCAAUGACACUGCAAAACCUGUUACAGCUAGAUGGAUUAGAACUCGGAGAAAUGUCCAGGAUGCUGAGGUUGAAGAAUUGUAACUGAUAAUUGCUCACUCAUUAGUUAACAUUUAGCCUUUCUUGUCCUUAACUCAACCUCUGAUUGACUUAGAAGGGAAAGUAUGAGUGCUGUAGUGAAUAGCAGUUCAUCCUACCUGUAUACAACUAACAUACGCACACCUAACCACUGAGAUAUUGUGAAUCAUUUAACAGAUUUGAGUACACAGCAAUAAUAGAAAUAGGACCUGCCAGUGCUUCCUUUCUGGCAAGAAAGGUGUGGUAUUUCAUUUAAAUAAAGCCUAUACCUUGAACUGGUAAAACAAUAAGAUAAUGGAGUAUUUAUGCAGUAAUGUAAAGAGCAGUAAUUUUUUAAUGUUAAUUGUUGAAGCAUAAUUUAUUUGGCACUUUUUUGUAAUCUUAGAAUAUGUAGUUUUUUUUUUUUCAUGAUCAGACGUCUGCAACACAGUGCACUGUAUGUUAUGUCAAAUGUAAGACUUUGCUAUGCAAGUUUCAAAUGUGAAUAAAGUUCUGAAGCCGUAA
Messenger RNA from Protopterus annectens (West African lungfish), 4988 nucleotides. RefSeq names its product nuclear receptor coactivator 7-like. Gene Ontology annotation, biological process: regulation of transcription by RNA polymerase II; response to oxidative stress. NCBI's taxonomy places the organism in Eukaryota, Metazoa, Chordata, Ceratodontiformes, Protopteridae. The transcript is spliced from 16 exons. Bases 226 to 2703 code for a protein of 825 amino acids. The record is from RefSeq and is a predicted model, not a curated record. Gene Ontology annotation, cellular component: nucleus.